ACGAACAGGAGGUCUUUGCAUACAUCUGCCAGGAAGCCUAUGUUCUGUUUCAAGGAAUGGCGCUUGCAAUAAAAAGUUUGCGGCACUUAUAUAAAGUAUACAAUGGAAGUAGAGCAAGUGUAUAUUCGGCACUUCGCGUGCCGAUCGUUCGAAUAUCAGUUGCUCAAACGACACAAAGGCAUUAUUAUAACACUGAGACGCAUAGACCAAAAAUAACAGGUAGUUUAACAAAUAUACAAUCUGCUGGAGGAACUGUACAAUCUCUAACACAAGAUGGAUUAGAUAGUAGAAAAAUAGACGAAGAACAAAAGGAAGAAGCAGAAGAGAAAGAAAGACGAGAGCAAUCACAAAGGCUACUUAAAUAUAGUUUUACAUUUUUGGGAGUAUUCACCACUGUCGGAUUGUCCUAUAUAAUAUAUAAUUUAACAAGGUCCAAAUACGAUGAACAUGGAAAUAUUAUUGAAGAUGAAUUUUCAAAUUUACCGUUCUAUGAAAGAAUUUAUAAAAUGCUCAGAAGAGAAUUUACUUAUUACUCUAAGAUGGUUCAAGAACCUAGUAGAGAUAAGUUACUUCCAGAUCCCCUCAAGUAUCCUUACAUUCAGCCACCAUACACUUUGGUAUUAGAAUUAACAGAUGUACUUGUGCAUCCUGAUUGGACAUAUGAAACUGGUUGGAGGUUUAAGAAACGACCUGGAGUGGACCAGUUUCUAGAAGCAGUAGCUCCACCACAAUUUGAAAUUGUUGUAUAUACAGCAGAGCAAGGAAUGACUGUUUUCCCUAUUUUGGAUAUCUUAGAUCCUAAUGGAUAUAUCAUGUACAGAUUAGUGAGAGAUACAACACGUUUUGUAGAUGGUCAUCACGUUAAAGAUUUAGAUGCUCUUAACCGUGAUCUCAGAAAAGUGAUAGUAGUUGACUGGAAUGCGCAAAGUACAAAAUUUCACCCUGAAAAUACGUUAAAAUUACCCCAGUGGACUGGAAAUGACGAUGAUACAACAAUGUAUGAUUUAGCUGCAUUCCUAAAAACUAUAUUAGCAACGAACGUUGAAGAUGUACGAGAAGUUCUCGACUAUUAUAGGCAAUUCGAUAAUCCAUUACAAGUUUUUAGAGAAAAUCAACGAAAAUUAUUGAUGCAAAUGGAAGAAGAAGAAAGUAAAGCACAACAAGAGAGUACUAAAGCUCUUACGUCGAAGUGGAAACCAUCUUUCCGCUAAAUCGUAUCGCAAAAUGCAAUGUUGUAGAUUACAAAACUUGUAAAUUAUUAUUAACAUGUUCAUUCAUUUUGUCAAUGCAUAUUACAUGUAAUUAUUGUACAAUUUUUACUAUAAAUAAAUAAACAAGUAAUACGUAUAUCGAAA
Messenger RNA from Megachile rotundata (alfalfa leafcutting bee), 1355 nucleotides. RefSeq names its product mitochondrial import inner membrane translocase subunit TIM50-C. The record is from RefSeq and is a predicted model, not a curated record. NCBI's taxonomy places the organism in Eukaryota, Metazoa, Arthropoda, Insecta, Hymenoptera, Megachilidae.